This is a messenger RNA of Penicillium canescens, 543 nucleotides long. RefSeq lists its product as uncharacterized. Bases 1 to 543 code for a protein of 180 amino acids. NCBI's taxonomy places the organism in Eukaryota, Fungi, Ascomycota, Eurotiomycetes, Eurotiales, Aspergillaceae. The record is from RefSeq and is a predicted model, not a curated record. The transcript has 2 exons.
AUGUCUUCAUAUCGCUCCAUCCAUGCCAUAGCGCAGGAGCUUGAUCGAAUUGAACGAAACGACCCAGAGUCAAUCGUCUAUGGUGUAUGGAACGCUAUUUUGAGCUUCCAAUUCCCUGUGUCCGAAGGCUACAUAACACGCCCGCAGGAUGAACAUACCGCACAGUCCGGAGAGAAGGGAUACUCCGACUUGCAUACCUUCCACUAUCAAGAAAAUUCCUCUACUGCAGACAAGUUCUUGAUAGUACAGUGCAAGAGAGCUGGGUACGAGACACACGCCUCUGUGUGGGCGGAAGGAGUAGAUCAGCUCUGUCAGUACUUGUCGUCGACCCAUGGCAGACGCCGUCCUUCAGACCGUAGCCCUGUUUACGGGAUUGUUGCGGUAGGAAAAUAUAUGAGGGUUUACAAGUACGAUGAUGUGAACGAAUCGGUUCUCAAUUGGAGUCCGAAUCCACGGAGAUUGAAAAAGGGGAAUUUGUGGCACCUGGAGGAAAAUUACGAGCAGGUCCAACUUAUUUUAGACCACAUUCGCGAUAAUCAUUGA